UGGUUGAGCAGUCAGCCAUUUUGAGUUAGAAGCGAGCAGACUGGAGAAAGAGAACAGCUUAAACCGGAGAGUUUUAACCAGAGGACAGAGUUAACUGCUUCUGCUUCUUCUAACCCGAGUGAAGUAUUAUUUCAGAAGAGGAGUUAUUUUCACUGUAACACAGCCGCCAUGAAUCCAGAAUAUGACUAUUUAUUCAAGCUGCUCUUGAUUGGGGACUCUGGUGUUGGAAAGUCUUGCCUUCUCCUUCGAUUUGCAGAUGACACAUACACAGAAAGCUACAUUAGCACUAUCGGUGUGGACUUCAAAAUAAGAACUAUAGAGUUAGAUGGAAAAACCAUCAAACUUCAAAUUUGGGAUACAGCAGGUCAAGAGAGGUUUCGCACAAUCACAUCAAGCUACUACAGAGGAGCACAUGGGAUUAUUGUAGUCUACGAUGUUACAGACCAGGAGUCCUUCAAUAAUGUUAAACAAUGGCUACAGGAGAUAGAUCGCUAUGCCAGUGAAAAUGUUAACAAGUUACUGGUGGGCAACAAGUGCGACCUAACAACGAAAAAAGUGGUAGACUACACAACGGCAAAGGAAUUUGCUGAUUCCCUUGGCAUCCCUUUUUUGGAAACCAGUGCUAAGAAUGCCACCAAUGUGGAGCAGGCCUUCAUGACUAUGGCUGCUGAGAUCAAGAAGCGAAUGGGACCCGGAGCCACGGCUGGAGGCAAUGAAAAACCCAACGUGAAGAUCCAGAGCACUCCGGUGAAGCCCGCGUCUGGUGGCUGUUGCUGAGGCCGCCAUGCCCUUCGACUUGAAGUGUCCAGAAUCCCAUGCUACAAGCCCCAACAAUACCAGAGAAACAGAGCUAGACCACUUAUUUCCACAGAGACGAGGGAGAAAUCAAGAGACAGGAAACAACUUAAUUGUACUGUAUGUAGCCGCACUACCAACAAAUCCAUAGAAGAAUCUGCAACCACCGUGGCCCCUCCCCUUUCACAAGUUAAACAUUCAUUCAGGUCAGAUAUUUGGUAAUGGUCUGGGGCUGCAGUGAACCACCCCCCUACACUCCCAACCCAGACAGAGUUCAUUUUUACACAAGCGUGUGUCUGCGUGCAGAUUUCUAAGAAAUGAUGCGUUUUUCCUCACUGCAUUCCUACUGCAGGUUGACUGUGGUCAGACUUUUUCUGUCCUUUUUUGUUUCUUACUUUUGUGUUGAUUAUUUUACUGUUUCUAUCGGCAUGUGUAGUUUUUCCUUCCCCAAACACAGGUAAUUUGCCAAUCUGCAUUUUAAAAAACUGCACAACAGUGGCUCUCCUAUGUCAAAAAGUCUAGUAAAGGAUAUGUACAUAUACAUUAUGUAUAUAUUUAUGUAAGAUCGAAUUGCCAGUUCUUUAGAAUUGAAUAUGUUAUCUAAGUAGUUUUACUUUGAAAUCUUAUGCAUUUAUUUUGUGGCUGCAGACUAUUGUAAUUUUUUUGCGCUACAUGUAACAUUUAACAAACAACAAAGUAAAAUAAAUAAUGUACAACCAGACUCUUAAGUAGCAGCAUUGUUUGCAGUUCUUGGUAGAACAUGUACAAACCAUUUGUGUUUUGAGUAUGUAUUCAACAACCGUAUAAAAAAUAUUGUUCAGCUAAUGUAAAACCAAUUUCAAGUUAGCCAUUACCUGUGGAUUAUCUUGCAAGUGGCACAAGUGCAAAUAAAACACUAUGCUAUCUUUUUCAUAAUAAAAAACUACUAAGUUUUGCUUGGAA
Trichomycterus rosablanca is the source of this 1737-nucleotide messenger RNA. It is a transcript of the gene rab1ab, whose product is annotated as RAB1A, member RAS oncogene family b. Gene Ontology annotation, molecular function: GTPase activity; GTP binding. Lineage: Eukaryota; Metazoa; Chordata; Actinopteri; Siluriformes; Trichomycteridae. The coding region runs from base 169 to 777 and encodes 202 amino acids. Gene Ontology annotation, biological process: vesicle-mediated transport. The record is from RefSeq and is a predicted model, not a curated record. The transcript has 6 exons.